Messenger RNA from Bufo bufo (common toad), 2486 nucleotides. RefSeq names its product occludin (gene OCLN). The record is from RefSeq and is a predicted model, not a curated record. Gene Ontology annotation, cellular component: bicellular tight junction; cytoplasmic vesicle; apical plasma membrane. The transcript has 9 exons. Gene Ontology annotation, biological process: bicellular tight junction assembly. The coding region runs from base 191 to 1723 and encodes 510 amino acids. Lineage: Eukaryota; Metazoa; Chordata; Amphibia; Anura; Bufonidae.
GGUGCGGGGGAGGGGCGGGGGCGGGGCUUGCGGCGAGGCUCCCGCAGUCCCUGUGCCCGGGCAGGACUAGAAGACGCAGCGCUGCUCCUGCUGUGGAAAGUUCCCCAGGCUCUGGUGUUGUGCGGCCAUUGUGGAGACCUUCAGCUGCUGAUAGAGGUUCCAUCUGUGACCAACCUCCCUGCUUGCCGAAAUGUCUUCCAGACCGUUUGAAAGUCCGCCACCUUAUCGGCCAGAUGAGUACAAACCAUCCAUUUAUGCCCCCAGUCAAGACGUGUACGGAGGGAGGCCGCCCUCACAGCCUGCCUACUCGUAUUAUCCAGAGGAUGAAGUCCAGCACUUCUACAAAUGGAGUUCUCCACCAGGAGUCAUCAAGCUCAUGUCCAUCCUCAUUGUUGUCAUGUGUGUGGGAAUCUUUGCAUGUGUAGCUUCCACAUUACCAUGGGACUUGGAUAUCACUGGACAGUCUAUGGGAUAUGGUUUUGGAGGAGGGGGGUAUUCUGGUUCCGGUGCAUACAAUGGCUAUGGUUUUGGAGGAUCUCAGAUGGGCAUGGGCUUUGCUUAUGGAGGGAACUACACCGAUCCCCGUGCUGCCAAAGGGUUCAUCCUUGCCAUGGCUGCGUUUUGCUUUAUAUGUGGUAUGGUAAUCUUCGUAAUGACUGUAACCAGGUCAGGCACUGCUACCACUAGAAAAUUCUACUUGAUUGUCAUCAUCGUCAGCGGAAUCAUGGGGGGAUUGGUCUUUAUUGCAUCAAUUGUCUAUACCAUUGGAGUAAAUCCUGUAGCCCAAGCAUCUGGAUCAGCCUUCUACACACAGAUCGUAUCCAUCUGCAACCAGUUUUACGCCCCUGCCACAACUGGAAUGUUUGUUAACCAGUAUCUCUACCACUACUGUGUCGUGGAACCACAAGAGGCUAUUGCCAUUGUCAUGGGGUUCCUGAUCGUUGUGGCAUUUGCCAUUAUCAUAUUCUUUGCCGUAAAAACGAGGAGGAAGAUCAACGAGUUUGGGAAGUCGAACAUUUUAUGGAAGAAAAAUCAUUUUGAUGAACAGGGAGAUCCAAACGUGGAGGAGUGGGUGAAGAAUGUGCCAUCAAAUCCUGAGCGGGUUCCGGCCAUGUCAGAAUACAACGAGAAGGUCAAUGGAUCUGUUAUGGAGCACAGGAGUGUGAAUGGUCUUCAAGCUUAUUCUGAACACAGCUUCAGAUCACAACCAAUUCUGGAAGAGGUAUACCCACAGAAAAAUGAAUCUGGCUUUGCACCAAAUGCUUACAGCAGCAGCUCUGAUACAAGCAAGAAAGCGCCACCGAAAAAACGGUCAGGCAGACCAAUGAGAUCUCCCAAUGACUAUGAUGCAGACUACAUAACAGGAGGAGAGUCUGGUGACGAACUGGAUGAUGAUGAUGAUUGGGAAAGUGAAUACCCUCGCAUCACUUCAGACCAACAGAGACAAGACUACAAGCGAGAGUUUGAUGCCGAUCUCCAUGAAUACAAGAGGUUACAAGCAGAGCUGGAGGAAGUUUCAAAAUCCAUGCUUCAGCUAGAUGAAGAAUUGGAUCAGCACCCAGAAGGAAGCCAGUCAUACAAGGCCGUUGCGGAUGAAUAUAAUCGUUUAAAGGAUAUUAAAUCGUCUUCUGAUUACAAGAACAAGAGGAAACAUUGCAAGCAACUCAAAGCCAAGCUGAACCACAUCAAGGGUAUGGUCAGCGACUAUGACCGGGGCAGAUAAAAGCAACUGAUUUUCAAGAUUUGGGAAGACAUUUUUUUUUCUUCUCUGUUCCACUUUCUUCUCUGUUCCACAAAUUGAGGUCACUGGCCACAAUUUUGUUCCUGUAGUCAUGUUUUCUUAUUUCUCCAAAAGGAUGGAUAUGCAUUCCCACUCCCACACUGAUUUUUUUUUUUUUUUUUUUUUCAAAGGUUUUAAAAUGUACAUAAGCUUAUAUUUAUAAGGAGUUUAUAGAUCUACUAGUUUCUAUUUCUAAUCCAAGUCCUUUUUAUAUCUAAUUCUACUAACCCAGUAACUGUGACCAAACACAAGAAGUCUUCCCGACGUAAACGACAAUUGACUUUUUUUUUCUUUUAAGAUCUGUCUUGUCCAUGGGCACUAGACCCCCUUCCCCCCCAAAUGCUGCUUAACACUUUUUCUUUUUACUGUAAGAAAAGUAGGCAUCCGUAAUGGCAAGAAGAUCUUCUGCAUGUUGGAGGAUCUUUUGGCCAUAAUAGACUCUGGUCAUCAUAGCAGGACACAGAGUGCUUCUGAACAGUCUAGUUUCUGGCCUGAUCUGAUGGCCAUCUUUACACCCCGGUAAGCCAGUUUUAGACAUGAGUAGCGUAUGACUUAAAUAAAACUCAUUCUACCAGUUUUGUAAAAGUGUGUGCAAGUUACUGUGCUAUCCAGCCUUAUCUUUAUUUUAAUAUCCCUAAAGACCAUUGUUGGCAUUGUGAAUGUUUAAUCGUAGGAUAUGUUGCGACACUAUGUAUUUUUUUUUUUU